AUGGCGAACGUCGGUGUGAAGGGCUCUCAGAACCCUGGGAUGGAAGGAAAGUUCGAUGUCGAGACGCGUGUAUUGAUCCGAAAACUGUCGCCAGGUCUAACCGCCGCCCAAAUCGCCCGUCACCAGCACUACCUGGCCAUCUUCGACACCCUUCGCACAGUGACCACCGUGAUUACCAAUUGGGAGGAGAUCGAGGAGACGAAGGAGGAGGUCAUUCUCGACUUGCCCGAGAUGGGCUCUACUGUCGAGGCGGCGGACGCCGUCGAGUCUGACGACGAGGGCAUCGAGUAUUUGGCGAUGCCGUUGUCUCGAAAGACGGACCGGAACUACCCCUCUCAGUACCAGGCGGAGUACGUCAAGGUUCCCUCAUUGGCCAUCGACAGCGUGCAUCCAACCGAAUCGACCUAUCAAAACAACCUUAUUUGGGACGAGAUGGAGUACCUGAGUCAGCCGCUCUCCCUCGAAAACGCAAGACAAGCGCUGGAUGAUGGUAACACAACACCGGAUUUCACCAGUGCAUUUGCAAUCGCCACCGAUCGAACGGGUGAUCUGGCUGGUAAUGCGAAGUCUCCUGCUUCCCCGGAAUGCUACUCGGAGGUCCUUGUUUCUGGACUUCGUUUUGGCGCGCUGGCGGCUCUAACAAUGCCCGAUAUUUUUGCUCCAUUGUGUCUAGACGAGCAAAUGCUGCAGGCUUCUUCGGCGCAGGAACACGAGACGAGCCUCUCGGCAACCCUGACCAGCGAUCUCCACAUGGAAGAGACGUCGAAGGUCUUGGCUGGUCCCGGGGACCAUCUAGACGCGGAAUGGGACAUGGAGACGGAACCCGCGGUCACCUCCUCCAAGAAACCCCUAACCGGCGGGUCCUGCGGUCUUCUGACCAAUCGAUCGAUAGCUUCUGCGACGGUAGAACUCGUCGCGCACCUUUCGCAAGGGGUUGGUAUCAAGGCGGGUCUGCUUAAGUCGCCAACGGCGCUCAAAAGCGUAUUUGUGGCAGCGCAGCUUCCAGAGGUCGCGGAACUUCACCUACGAGGCGCAAAACAACACACCUGGGUGCAAUCACAUGGCGGUCGCUGCUGCUGCGUGUGGACCUCAUGUGGCGGGGGCCACAUUUGA
Mesocestoides corti is the source of this 1113-nucleotide messenger RNA. The record is from the annotation of a GenBank genome assembly. NCBI's taxonomy places the organism in Eukaryota, Metazoa, Platyhelminthes, Cestoda, Cyclophyllidea, Mesocestoididae.